Molecule: messenger RNA, 3501 nt
Organism: Prunus persica (peach)
Lineage: Eukaryota; Viridiplantae; Streptophyta; Magnoliopsida; Rosales; Rosaceae
Product: receptor-like protein kinase HSL1
Exons: 2
Coding region: 280-3183 (967 amino acids)
Biological process (GO): protein phosphorylation
Molecular function (GO): ATP binding; receptor serine/threonine kinase binding; protein kinase activity
Source: RefSeq, a predicted model, not a curated record
ACAUCUAGUGGAGUAUAAACAUAAAGCCUCUUUAUGCAAAGAUAUGCCAUCUCUCUCUCUCUCUCUCUCACAUCAGUACUCUGUUCUACUGCACAAACCCUCCUUUUUCAUCAUCAAGGCUGCUUGUUUUUGCUGCACCCAAUGAUCCCCUCAAUCAUCACAUUUAUAUACUUCUUCUCUUCCUCUCCUCCUUCCCUGCCACAAUUACUAUCAGUUUUUUAACUACCCGUUAUUUCCUUCUCUCUCUUUUUCCUCUGUCCAUCUUUGAUCUCUUCAAAUAUGGCUUCUCCUAAUCAUCUCACCUACUGCCUUUCUCUGUCCCUUAUAAUAUACUUGGUUUUUCAUUCUUCCCAAGCCAUGAUCAGCACCACCAACACUAACCAGUCUCAGUUUUUUGUGCUCAUGAUAAAGUCUCUUUCAGAUAAUUCAGGCAAUUCCUUGUCCGAUUGGGAUAUCACAGGAGGAAAACCUUACUGUAACUUCUCUGGUGUCACCUGCAACAAUGAAGGGUAUGUUGUCAAGAUGGAUAUCUCCGGUAGGUCACUCUCCGGCCACUUUCCUGCAGACAUCUGCUCUUACCUGCCGGAGUUGCGCGUUAUUCGUCUUGGUCGUAACAAUCUCCAGGGUGACUUUCUGAAUAGCAUCACCAACUGCUCCGUCCUCGAAGAGCUUAGCAUGGAUCACUUGUUCCUCAGCCAAACGCUUCCAGAUUUUUCACGCUUGAAAUUUCUAAGGAUACUUGACCUGUCUUACAACUUGUUCAAAGGCAAAUUCCCCAUGUCAGUUUUCAAUCUUACCAACCUUGAGGUGCUCAACUUCAAUGAGAAUGGAGCUUUCAACUUAUGGCAACUACCAGAGGAUAUUCAAAGGCUGACAAAGCUAAAAUCUAUGGUCUUGACAACAUGCAUGGUGCAAGGAAAGAUCCCAGCAUCAAUAGGAAACAUGACUUCUCUUGUUGAUCUUGAAUUGAGUGGAAAUUUCCUGGGGGGUCAAAUUCCAGCAGAGAUUGGUUUGCUCAAGAAUUUGAAACAAUUAGAGCUUUACUACAACCAAUUUGGUGGAACUAUUCCUGAGGAGCUUGGAAAUCUCACAGAGCUCAUAGACAUGGACAUGUCCGUCAAUAUGUUGACUGGAAAGAUCCCAGAAUCUAUUUGUCGCCUUCCCAAGCUCGAAGUUCUGCAACUCUACAACAACACCCUUUCAGGUGAAAUCCCAAGUGCGAUUGCAGACUCGAAAACACUGAGCAUGUUAUCACUUUACGACAAUUCUUUGACCGGUGAAGUUCCAAGAAAUCUGGGGAAGUUAUCGCCUAUGAUUGUCCUAGACUUGUCAGAGAACCGUCUUUCUGGUCCAUUGCCAACAGAGGUUUGCAAGGGAGGUAAGUUGCUCUACUUUCUAAUGCUGGAGAAUAAGUUUACUGGAGAGAUACCAGAGAGUUAUUCAGAAUGCCAGUCUCUUCUUCGAUUUCGACUUAGCUAUAAUAGUUUGGAGGGUCCAAUACCUGCAGGACUUCUUAGUCUUCCCCAUGUUUCAAUCUUUGAUUUGGGUUACAACAAUUUGAGUGGUCAGAUUGCUGAUACAAUUGGAAGGGCUAGAAAUUUGUCAGAACUGUUUAUACAGAGCAACAGAAUUUCAGGUGCUCUACCCCCUGGAAUCUCUGGAGCAAUCAGUCUAGUGAAGAUUGAUCUCAGUAAUAAUCUUCUUUCUAGUCCAAUUCCUUCUGAAAUUGGCAAUUUAAAGAAGCUAAAUUUACUGAUGUUGCAAGGCAACAAGCUCAACUCUUCCAUUCCGGAUUCGCUUUCUUCACUAAAAUCUCUCAAUGUUCUUGAUCUCUCCAACAACCUCUUGACAGGAAAUAUCCCAGACAGUCUCAGUGAGUUGUUACCAAACUCUAUCAACUUCUCAAACAAUAAGCUUUCUGGUCCAAUUCCUCUUUCAUUGAUUAAAGGAGGGUUGGUGGAAAGCUUUUCUGGGAACCCAGGUCUCUGUGUUUCAGUCUAUGCUAAUUCAUCAGAUCAAAAUAAGUUCCCCACAUGUCCACAAUCUUUCACCAAAAAGAAACUAAAUUCUUUCUGGGUAGUUACAGUUUCAAUAGUCAUCAUCCUCAUUGGAGCUCUGCUGUUUCUAAAGCGCCGGUUUGGAAAAGAAAGAGCAGAGGUGGAACAUGAUGAAACCUUGUCCUCAUCAUUCUUCUCAUAUGAUGUAAAGAGCUUUCAUCGAAUCAGCUUCGACCACCGUGAGGUCAUUGAAGCCAUGGUUGAUAAGAACAUAGUAGGCCAUGGAGGAUCUGGGACAGUAUACAAGAUUGAGUUGAGCAGUGGUGAUGUGAUUGCAGUGAAGAGGCUGUGGAGUAGGAAAGCAAAAGAUUCUGCAGAAGAUCAGUUGUUCAUAAACAAGGAGUUGAAAACUGAGGUCGAGACUCUGGGAAGUAUAAGGCACAAAAACAUUGUCAAACUGUACUGCUACUUCUCAAGUUUGGACUGCAACCUUUUGGUUUAUGAGUACAUGCCAAACGGUAACCUUUGGGAUGCCCUUCACAAAGGUUGGAUCCAUUUGGAUUGGCCUACCCGCCACCAGAUUGCGCUCGGGAUUGCGCAGGGUUUGGCAUACCUCCACCAUGAUCUGAUGCCUCCAAUUAUUCACAGAGAUAUUAAGUCUACAAAUAUCCUGCUUGAUGUCAAUUACCAACCCAAGGUUGCAGAUUUUGGCAUAGCCAAGGUUUUACAAGCAAGAGGAGGGAAAGAUUCCACAACCACUGUUAUUGCUGGGACAUAUGGUUACUUAGCUCCAGAAUAUGCAUAUUCAUCCAAAGCAACAACCAAGUGCGAUGUCUACAGUUUUGGGGUAGUCUUAAUGGAACUGAUAACUGGGAAGAAGCCAGUGGAGGCAGAGUUUGGAGAGAACAAGAACAUCAUAUACUGGGUUUCAAACAAAGUGGACACUAAAGAAGGAGCCAUGGAGGUUCUAGACAAGCGAUUAUCAGAGUCAUUCAAGGAGGAGAUGAUCCAAGUUCUUCGCAUUGCCGUUCGAUGUACCUACAAGGCUCCUUCUCUGCGCCCAACCAUGAAGGAGGUGGUUCAGUUGUUGAUUGAAGCAGACCCUUGCAGAUUUGAUUCAUGCAAGUCAUCAAAGACUAAAGAAUCAUCAAAUCUGACAAAAAUCAAAAGCCCAUAUGAUUUAUGAUCUGCAUGAAGAGUUUGCUUGGGUCCCAAGUCCCAGGUUAAGUAAUAUAUUAUAGUAUAUGAUCAGAUAACUAUGGUCCCUCUCAAACUUAUCAGGGGACUGGUCAUAAAGAUAACUAAUUACUGUCUUAGUUUUCAUGAGGGUGGCUUGUAGAUUCUUUAUCUCACUCUCUUUAUCUUCUUUCUUUUUCCCUUAUUUUGUAUUUUGUAUUUUUGCUCUUGUAAGGAUUUGAGGAAUUUAGUCACUAUAACUGCUUUACAGUAAAGCUCAGCAUCCAUAUCUCAGACCAACAAAUGAAAUCAUUCCCUAGCUUUUGUA